Molecule: messenger RNA, 2887 nt
Organism: Rhineura floridana
Lineage: Eukaryota; Metazoa; Chordata; Lepidosauria; Squamata; Rhineuridae
Product: zinc finger and SCAN domain-containing protein 2-like
Exons: 4
Coding region: 733-2478 (581 amino acids)
Biological process (GO): regulation of transcription by RNA polymerase II
Molecular function (GO): RNA polymerase II cis-regulatory region sequence-specific DNA binding; DNA-binding transcription factor activity, RNA polymerase II-specific
Source: RefSeq, a predicted model, not a curated record
CAUAUAGCUCAGUAUCCACACUGACUGGCAGUGGCUUUCCUGGGUUUCAGGCAGGUUGUCCUCCCGGCCCUAUCUGGAGAUGCUGGGAAUUGAACCUGGGACCUUUUGCAUGCAAGGUAGGGGCUCUACCACUGAGCUAAGGCUCUUCCCCAAAAUAUGAGAGGUAGAGGCUGCUUCUCCAGUUCCCUGUUGGCAGUUUCUAGUUCCUGAUUCCGUUUGGAGCUGCAGGUGCGGCCUGGAUGAGGAACUGGAUGCUGGCGAGUUCUGGCUCCCUAGAUAGCCAAAGUGGGCAGAGCAACGAAUGCCAAUUUUAUCUGUGUAAAGCAUGCACCCUCCUCUGUCCUCCUUCCAGGCAAGCAAGAAGCACUAUCCAAGUUCAAGGGGACCUUCCAGGCAGGCAAAAACACUCAACGAGAGCAUGAAGCAGGGCUAGUGAGGGGCGUGGCCUGGCCAGGGGCAAGGUUCUCAAUCACCAAAUUGCCAGCUUCUGACUGGAGACCCAGAUGAUAAGAAGUGUUGCUGAGAAAGGCUCCACACACACACACCCGGCCUUCCUUGUGUGCCAGCACAACUCCUUGCUCAGCACUAAAGGCCAGUCACUUCCCCACUUUUCUGUGCAGCGAUGGAGGAUCCAAAAUAAGCUGGCCUCAGGUCCUGCAGGCUCAACAGGAACCCUCCUCUGCCCCCCCCCAAGUUUCCAGUUUCAGGGGUGUGAAGCCAGAGUGGGGAAGAAUGGAGAGGGGAGAGCCUGCUGUUUCCAAGCUGGAGAUUAGACCAGAGGAAGGCCCAGGAGAUUCCUUCCAUAUUGUUCAAGUGGAGACAGUCGGGCAGUUUCCAAAAUGGCCGUCACUGAAAUGCAUUAAGGAGGAACCAGAGGAGGGUCUGUUAUCACAGAGCUGGGAUGCCCAGUGGAAAGACUUCCUCAAGGUGGUUCAGCCCCCCCACUCCAGCAUGGAAAGCCCACAGCUGCUGGAGGCUGUCUCAUGGCGGGGGAAUACUAAAGUGUCUGUCAUCCCCGUUGAGGGACCCACAGCUACCAGCGAGGAGGCCAGAGGUGAUGAGCAAAUGGCCCAGGUUACACAAAGCCUUCGUCGGCCAGCUAAGCAGAAGUAUGGCUUGCCGGAUCCCAGAGACAGGGAGGAUUAUGGGAAAGUGAAGGAAGAGCGCGAACGUGCCCUUAGCACAGACAGAGAGCGCUGUCUCUUCCGGCAGUUCUCCUACGGGGAGGCAGAAGGGCCCCGCGAGGUGUAUAGGCAGCUGCACACACUUUGUCAUCGGUGGCUCAAGCCAGAGAAGCGCACAAAGGAGCAGAUCCUGGAAGUGCUGAUCCUGGAGCAGUUCUUGGCUGUCCUGCCCCAGGAAAUGCAGAAGUGGGUGAAGGAGAGCUGCCCAGAGACCUCCAGCCAGGGGGUGGCCCUCGCAGAGGAUUUCCUGUUGAGGCAGCAAGAGGCCGAGAGGCAGGAAGAGGAGGUGGUGAGUUUGAUCCAAGGGGUGGCCGUGAGCUUCCCGGAUGCCGAGCGAGCUUCAUCGGAAACUGCUCAGAGGUGGCUCAUCAGAGAGAUCAAGAAGGGGAGGGGAAAAGACGCCAAACUGCCAGCAGAUGGGUGGAUGAGCGACAGUGACAGGGAGCUGCAAGGGAUGUUGGCAAAAAGAACCCAGAGUCUAGAGAGUUUUUUUAAUGAAGAUGAAUCGAAGAGAGAUGAAGGAAGGGAAGACGGGAGGGGAAAAUCCACCAUUGGCCAAGAAAGCUCAGUCUGCAAAAUAACACUCCAAGAAAGGAUACACAAAGGAAAGGGAAGGAGUUUGUGUACUUUGUGUGGGAAAAGCUUCAGUACUAAAUCAAGUUUUAACAGACACCAGAGGAUCCACACGGGAGAGAAACCAUAUGAAUGUCCAGACUGCAGUGAAAGCUUUCUUGCUAGAUCCAACCUCAUUAGGCAUCAGAGAAUCCACACGGGGGAGAAACCGUACAAAUGCUCAGACUGUGGGAAGAGGUUUAGUCGGAGCGCAAACCUCAUUACACAUCAGAGGAGCCACACAGGAGAGAAGCCGUAUAAAUGCUUGGGCUGUGGAAAGAUGUUUAAUCAGAGUGCGCAUCUCAUGAGACACCAGAGAACCCAUGUGAGAGAAAAGCCAUAUGAAUGUGCCGAUUGUGGGAAGGGAUUUACUCAGGACACAGCUCUUACUGGACAUCAGAGAAUCCACACUGGAGAGAAGCCAUAUGAGUGCUCAGACUGUAGCAUGAAAUUUCGUGAUAAAUCGAGCCUUAAUAGACAUCAGAGACUUCAUACAGGGGAAAAACCAUACAAGUGCUCAGAGUGCUGGAAAGCAUUCAGUAGUCGUUCAGUACUUAUUCGGCAUCAGAGAACCCACAUGACAGAGAAACCAAGUAAAGGCUCAGAAUGCAGCCAAACCUUUCUUACCAUAUCAGACCUUGUCACACAUCAGCGUACCCACACAGGGGAGGAAAUUGUAUAAAUACUCAAGAUUUGUGGGAAAGAGAUUGUGUCAGAACAGUGCACCUUACUAGAAAUCAGGGAAUUCAAAUGGGACAAGAGCCAUAAGCCUAGUUCAUGCAAUAGCGUGUGAAUGAGCAUCGGUCAGGGGUCGCCACCAUCAUGUCACCACAUGGCAGUGUGCCUGCCAAUAUUUUCUAUGAUGUCUGCAAAAGCUCUCACUAAAUAUCCACUGAAAAGCCCGCAAUACACAAGAGACUGUUUAUUUAUCCUGCUCAUUUCCUGUUUACACUGGCCUGGCCUAUUCUAUAUUGAGCAUCUCACUCUUAAGCAUGCCCACAUUUAUUUAUUUAUUAUUUCAUUUAUAUCCCGCCCUUCCUCCCAGUAGGAGCCCAGGAGUAAAAAAAAAAACCCACUGAAACCCCUUUAAA